GUAGCUAGCAUUAUUUAUACUAGUUUAUUUUGACUACUAAUUAGAUUUGUUAUUCCAUAACAAAGUGGUGUUGUAUUCCGGCAAAUGUAAAAUAAAUAAAUAAUUGUAAUUCUAAAGCAAAAUAAUAAAAUAAAGUUUUUGGCGCUUUAAAAAUGAUGUCUACACAACAUAGCACUGAGUACAACGACGUUACAGGCAAAAAGGAAUGGCAGCGUUGGUGCCGUCUCUGUGCAAAAUGUGAUGGCCAAUAUUUUGAUAUAUUCAUGAAGGAAUCCCAAACACGAUAUUCGCAGCAACAGCUUGUCUCAACCAUAAAUAAAUGCUUUCAAAUACAAAUACAACCAUGCGAUGGGCUUCCAGUAUUAUUGUGUGCAGAAUGUUAUACAUUCAUUAAUUACAUGAGAAAUUACGCGGAGCAUGUUAUAAAGGUGCAAGCAAUGUACCAAGAUUUGUUGCACUCAACUUACUCACCCGAAACUGAUGUAAAAGCAAUUUAUGAGAAAUACGGCAUAAUCAAAUUGGAACCUUACGUGCAACAGCAUUUGCCUGAAACAGUACGUACUACAACACCCACUGCCAUCGAACAAAUAUUUGUAAUGGAUGAUCCAGUGUUAACUAUUAAAGCUGAAGAUAUGGAAGAGUUGCAGACGACAGUACGAAAUCUCGAAGCUGAAAUUAAAUUAGAAUUUCCAGAGCCCUUCGCACAUAAUGCUACAAGAAGUAUGCAAGAGCUGAGUGAAGAUAGUGAUAACAGUGCAAGUAACAGCCAGACAUUUACUUCCGACUCUGAAGAUGGAGCUGAAGAAACAAAAUCGAUCAAAGUGCAAAGCGCAAAUACUCAAGUGAAGUUGAGCAGCAAAUCUGUUAGUGAUAAUGAUAAAGACGGUGGAAGUUACGUUUGCGAAAGCUGCAAUCAGCGCUUUGUGCAGUACAGAAAUUAUGUGUGCCAUAUGAAGAUUAAACACGGCACAGAGACACCGCAUCAAUGCACGAGCUGCGCAUGUUACUUCAAAUAUAAAAAGGAGUUGCAACGACACAUUCGAAAAAUGCAUGCACCGACGAUUUAUCCCUGCCAACAUUGUGAACGGAAAUUCAAAAGAGCCAAAGAUGCCGAAAAUCACAUCAAAGCCGAGCACAAAGGUGAAGGCUCGUUCAUUUGUGAAGAGUGUGGUGAAAGUGUGCGUACCAAAGAGAAGUUACUCGAACAUAUGGCCGUGCACACGGGCCGUGGCGCAUUCGAGUGCAAAGAUUGUGGCAAAUGCUUUGCGCGUAAAUUCUAUUUACAGCGGCACGCAGAAAUCCAUGGUGACAAACAUGUUUGUGGCGAAUGUGGCGUAGAGCUGACGACAUCCAAAGCGCUCAAAUUGCACAUGAAAGUGCACUCGACUGAAAUGCCCUACAAAUGUGACUAUUGUGGACGCAGAUUUAAACGUACAAAGAAUCUGAAAAGUCACCUCAUUACACACACGGGUCUGAAGCCAUACUCCUGCGAUUUCUGCGAUAAAACAUUUUCGACCGGCUCAAGCUGUCGUUAUCACAAAAAGCAUUUGCAUCCAAAAGAACUAGCCGAAUUAGAGGCGGCAGGCAUAAAAGCAUAUACCAAAAAUAUACCCAAAAUAGAAGUACUAAAGGCGAUCACACAAGUGACUGGUAAAGUGAAAGAAUCUGAUGUUAGUGUAAGUGUAAGUGAUAAGCGCAUAAGACUACCAAAACUGGAUGCUGAAUUACCUGAUACGUAGAAUACAACAUUGUGGAAUUUAAUUUGGAAUAAAGUGCAUGAAACACUUAGGCAAUAAAGUGCAUGAUUUUCAGUCAAGCUCAAUUUGGAAACAAAAUGUAUGUUUGUUGUAGCGCUGACUCUGAAGGUUUAGUAUAGAAGUUUCGAAGUAGAUCGUAAUAGAUGCUAAAUGAAACGAAAAAUUUUUAACUUAUAAAUCCUUAAAUUAUACGAAAAAUUUUUAUAAGAAUUCUGCAAAAAAGUGUUUACUAAAUAAAGUACUAAUACUAAAUAAAUAAAAACACCAACUUUAAAACAUUUUUGUGUUUCUUUUAUUCAUGUUUUGUACAUCUUAAAUCACCAUUUAAUAUGCUAAACACACAUCAGCGUUGCUGUUUUGUAAAAGUGCAUAGAAAUAUGUAUGUUUCUACGUUAUUAAAUAAUAAAUACUGGCAGAAAGCAAUUUACAACAAAAAAUAUUUACAUAGAAAUGAACAAUUGCGCAUUUCAUAUGCAUGAAUAAAAAAAUAAUUAGUGCAUUUUUUGAAUCUUACAAAAGCUUACAAUAAACACAGCGUUUCACAAACAUUUUUAAAGCAAAAGAAAAGCACUGCAUUUUAGUACAUAAUUGAACAUUCAAUUCAGUUACGAGCGCGUUCUAAUGGCGGUAUUUUUUAUUUGUUCUACUUUAAUUAUUA
Molecule: messenger RNA, 2415 nt
Organism: Zeugodacus cucurbitae (melon fly)
Lineage: Eukaryota; Metazoa; Arthropoda; Insecta; Diptera; Tephritidae
Product: zinc finger protein 124
Exons: 4
Coding region: 153-1739 (528 amino acids)
Biological process (GO): regulation of transcription by RNA polymerase II
Cellular component (GO): nucleus
Molecular function (GO): DNA-binding transcription factor activity; RNA polymerase II cis-regulatory region sequence-specific DNA binding; zinc ion binding
Source: RefSeq, a predicted model, not a curated record